GGCGGCGCAGGAGGGGGCGGGUUUGGCGAGGGCGCGGCCUCUGCGAGGGGGGCGCGCGACGCGCAUCCUCCGAGCUCGCCGGGGCCACUCGGGAGCCUCGCGGCAGUCCGGUGCCCCACUUGGCAAUCCGCUCCGCGCUCCUUCCUCGCGCCCGCCUCCUCUUGUCACCUCCCGUCUCAGCCUGCUCGCUCCAUCCCGGCCGCAUCCACCGCCAUCCGAGUGCCUCAAAGAGCGAGAGGUGGUGCGCGGGGCGCGCCCUCCGGCGGACCCCGGCUCGGCCUUGGGGGGCACGGGCAGCAGCAUGGACACCAAGCGCUGCUUCGCCAACCGCUUCGAUGACUACCAGGGCAGCCUGCUGGCGGGCCAGUGCGAGGAGGCGGUGGCGCCCUUGGUCACCGCCACCAUCGAGCGCAUCCUCCAGGAACUGCCCCCGCUCGGGGGCGGCGCUGAGGGCCGGGGGGCGGCGGCCGCGGCCAGCAGCUGCCAGGGGGGGCUGUACGGCGGCGUGGCCGGGGUGGCCUACAUGCUCUACCACGUCUCUCAGAGCCCGCUCUUCGCCGGGGCCCGGGAGCGCUACCUGCGCUCGGCCAAGCGCCUCAUCGACGCGUGCGCCCGCGCCGAGGAGUGGGGCGAGCCGGACGCCGACACCCGCGCCGCCUUCCUGCUCGGGGGCGCGGGCGUGUACGCCGUGGCCACGCUCGUAUACCACGCCCUGGGCCGGUCCGACUACGUGCAGCCGCUGGGCAAGUUCCGGGCUCUGUGCGCCGUCUGCGCGCCCGUCUCCUUCCUCGAGUGCGGCUCCGACGAGCUGUUCGUGGGCCGCGCGGGCUACCUGUGCGCUGCGCUCGUGCUCAAGCAGAAACUCGCCCAGGAGGUGCUGACCCCAGCACAGAUCAAAUCAAUUUGCCAGGCGAUCCUGGACUCCGGGAAGCAAUAUGCCAUAAAAAAGAGGAAACCAUUCCCUCUGAUGUAUUCUUACUAUGGGACCGAAUACUUGGGAGCUGCCCAUGGCCUAUCGUCCAUCCUCCAGAUGCUCCUUUCUUACCACGAGCACCUCAAGCCCUCGGAGCAGGAGCUGGUGUGGCAGAGCGUGGACUUCCUUAUGGAGCAGGAACAGAACUGCAACUGGCCCCCUGAGCUCGGCGAGGCCAUCGAGAGGGAGAACGAGCUGGUGCACUGGUGCCAUGGCGCCCCAGGAAUUGCUUAUCUGUUUGCCAAAGCUUAUCUGGUUUCCAAGAAACCACAGUACCUGGACACAUGUAUCCGGUGUGGGGAACUCACGUGGCAGAAGGGCCUGCUAAAGAAGGGGCCAGGGAUUUGCCACGGGGUGGCUGGCAGUGCCUACGUCUUCCUGCUGCUAUACCGGCUCACGGGAAACUCUAAAUACAUCUACCGAGCCCAAAGGUUUGCUGAAUUUUUAUUUACCGAGGAAUUCAAGGCUGGUUCCCGGGUACUUGAAAGUAUAUACAGCUUGUAUGAAGGCUUCUCCGGGACGGUGUGCUUUCUAAUUGAUCUGCUGCAGCCCAACCAGGCUGAGUUCCCUCUCUUCAGCGUCUUUGUUUAGAAGGCUCCAUGCCCUACCAUGGCCCUGCAGAAGGUUCCUGAGGUUUCCUGAGCCUACUACCUGAGGCAAUUUCCACAUAAGCCACAUUGGUAUCACAACCAUGAGCCUUAACAUUGCCGCCGGAAGGAAGGAAGGAAGGAAGGGAGCAGGCAGGUGAAGGCAACAUGAUACUUGAUUGAAGGGAGAACAGUGCAAGAACCUGCAAACAUAAAGACACCACAACUCUUCUAAAAGCCCUAGAGGUGGAAUAGUUCAGGGAAUAGAUGGGAGACCAGAGAUCAGAGGAAAAAGGGAAAGAGAAAUCAUCUGUCUUUCACUUACGGCAUAGAAAACAAAAUUGAAAUGUGGACUAUGGCAGUGAAAUGCCAAAAAUACCUUUGCAAUUGGAGAGAGAAUUUGACCAUUUGUGGGUGCUCUCCACCCCUAAAUUCAGAAAUAAAGACAAUCAGAAAACGAAA
This is a messenger RNA of Hippopotamus amphibius kiboko, 2022 nucleotides long. RefSeq names its product LanC like family member 3 (gene LANCL3). Gene Ontology annotation, cellular component: plasma membrane. The transcript is spliced from 5 exons. The record is from RefSeq and is a predicted model, not a curated record. NCBI's taxonomy places the organism in Eukaryota, Metazoa, Chordata, Mammalia, Artiodactyla, Hippopotamidae. Bases 302 to 1564 code for a protein of 420 amino acids. Gene Ontology annotation, biological process: peptide modification; carbohydrate metabolic process.